AUGAGGAAGCACCAAGUUGAUUCAGAGUUUGUUGCCAACAACUCAGACUGUGGUAGUGCAGUAAUGGAAGAAAGAAGUGAAUCACUAGUAGAGUACUCAUUUUUCCCAUCAGCCAUGUCAGAGUCAUCAGGCAGUUUCAAUUGUAUAUGGAAUGGAACAAAUCCAAACUCCCCUAUUUACAUUCCAUCAAUUUUCCCAGCCAACCACUCAGAUAGUGAAAGUAAUAGUAUUCCAGGAACCAAUGAAACAUAUCCAAAAUUCUCUCAUAAUUCCAAUUCCAUAAUGUCAUUCUUCCCACCAGCCAGGUCUCCAAAAGACAGUACCGAAAAUUAUGAGAUAAUAAUUACAAAUCCUUCCAUAUCAGCAACAAGUUUUUCCAUUUCAGCAAUCUUCCCACCCAUCAUGUCUGAGACUGAGACAGACGGUAGUUGUUCAGAGUCUGACCAAUCACCUCGUGCACAAUUCUCUAAUUCCAUAGUGUCACUAUUCCCACCAGCCUUGUCUCAAACAGACAGUAGUAGCUCCGAAAAUUAUGAAAUAAUAAUUCCAACUGAUCCUUCCAUAUCAGCAAGGCCUAACCGCAGAGUCCAAAUAGAAACCUUCAAAGACUUGAUUGAGUUUCUUAAGCCGAAGAGUAGUUGUAGUUCAAAAUCUAACCAAACAUCUCAAAAAUUCUCUCAUUCCUACAAAAAUCUAGACUUGACGGAAUUUCGUUUGCAAAUGCUACUUGAAGCCACUCACAACUUCUCUGAAGAUCACAAGAUUGGAACAGGCAGUUUUAGCUCAGUCUACCGUGCCACUUUAGACGAUGGCCAAGUAGUGGCUAUUAAGCGUGCUCAACUAUCAAUGUCUACACCGUACGUGACCAAGCUCAAGGACAAUAAAAAUGCUACAAAGAAUGAAUACGAAGAUUUGUCCCGCCUUAACCACAAGAAUCUCGUUCGCUUAUUGGGAUUUUGUAAGGUUCGUAACGUGCGUGUAGUGGUCUACGAAUACAUGGAAAAUGAUACCCUUCAUGACCAUCUUCAUAAGCUUCAAAGUACUCCUCUAAUAUCAUGGGCUGCUCGGAUUAAAGUGGCACUAGACGCAGCUAAAGGCAUUGAGUAUCUGCAUGCAUAUGCAAUACCGCCAAUCGUACACUGUGACAUCAAAUCUUCUAACAUAUUACUAGAUGCCACGUGGACUGCCAAGGUAUCUGAUUUUGGCCCAUCUUUUAUGUCAUACCUUUCAAUUCUUGGGGCAGGCAGUGUGGACCCCGAGUACUAUAAGCUUCAAUUGUUAACACCCAAAAGUGAUGUGUACAGUUUUGGAGUAGUAUUGCUAGACAUUUUGUUUGGAUACAAAGCACUUCAUAGAGAUGAAAAUGGUGAGCCACAAAGUAUAGUUGAUUUUGUAGUGCCAUACAUUGCCCAAGAUGAAAUUCACAAGAUUUUGGACCCAAAAAUACCACCACCGACCCCAUUUGAAUUAGCAGAAGUGGCAUAUGUUGGGAACCUAGCACUGCAUUGUGUAAGUCUAGAAGGUCGAAAUCGCCCUCAAUGA
Messenger RNA from Quercus lobata, 1542 nucleotides. Its product is annotated as serine/threonine-protein kinase-like protein CCR4. The record is from RefSeq and is a predicted model, not a curated record. Lineage: Eukaryota; Viridiplantae; Streptophyta; Magnoliopsida; Fagales; Fagaceae. The coding region runs from base 1 to 1542 and encodes 513 amino acids. The transcript is spliced from 3 exons. Gene Ontology annotation, molecular function: protein kinase activity; ATP binding. Gene Ontology annotation, biological process: protein phosphorylation.